UAUGCUUGACGUUUAGAACCCUUAGCGAGAACCUGAAAACGUUAAAAAUAAUGUCCUCUUUUGUAAGGCAACUUUUUAGGGCACCACUCGUCACACGAUGUAGACUUUUAAGCCCGAUGUCGACGGUAUCCAAAGCUGCAAAUGCCGUAGCUUCCAGUUUUCUUGUCCAGAAACUCGAGAAGAAAGUCAAAUGUGGUAUGCUACAUGUAACAUGGAAUAACAACUCCGUGAAUCGCUAUCCUUUUACGUACCUCCGCGAUAACUGCCAGUGUUCAGAGUGCUUCCACGAAUCUGCUUUCCAGCGAUCAUUUGACACUGUGGGCAAGUUAGAUCCGAAUGUUUCGCCGGAGGACUACAACGUCAUAUCAGAAGGAAAAGAGAUAGUCAUUGCAUGGCCCGAUGGACACGUCAGUGUGUUUGACUCAGACUGGCUGCACUCUCGUCGACUGAACGAUGCGAAGGAUGAUCCGAGCAGUGAAAUGUCCUCUACUCUUAACAGAGAAGGGGUAGAAUUUUGGAAUGCUGAAACUCUUCAAGGAAAUGUUCCAAAGCUCGAUUUUCAGGAGCUCAUGGAGGAUGAUGGUGCACUUCUAGAUUGGAUAAAAAAUUUGCACAUUGUAGGUAUUGCUUUGGUGAUCAACACUCCCUUGGAGGUGGGACAAGCAGAAAAACUAUGUGAUAGGGUUGGAUAUUAUAAGACCACUCACUAUGGGCAUUAUUUUGAUGUGAAAACGAAAUAUGAAGCAAAUAACUUAGCAUAUACUUCAAACUUCUUGCCACUGCAUAUCGACCUGCCGUUCUAUGAUUAUAUACCAGGGGUUCAGAUGUUGCACUGCAUUGAGCAAGCCACUGGUACAGGCGGAGCAAACCAGUUUGUAGAUGGCUUCUUCGUUUCACAGGAGCUUCAAAAGAAAGAUCGCAAAAAAUUUGAUAUCCUGACAAAGGCGCGAAUCCAGUUUGUUGACAUUGGAAAGGAUAUGUUUGGGGAUUUUCACUACAAAUUUGCUCGACACACGAUUGAGUUGGACAAGAACGGCCAAAUUGUACGUUUUGCUUACAACAACCACGUGCGAGACUCUGUAGUGCUCAACUCCACCCCUGAGGAGACUGUUCAGCUUUACGAAGCUUAUCUUACUCUGGGCAAGAUGUUAAGGGACCCGGCCAAUCAAAUGGAGCACAAAAUGGUCCCUGGGGAUAUGAUCACCUUCAACAACAGUCGUGUGUUGCAUGGGAGAUCAGCUUUUACUGUCAAAGGGGGACAAAGUCGGCACCUUCAUGGCGUCUACCUGGAUUGGGAUAUCAUGUACUCUCGUAUGAGAGUGCUGGCGAAAAAGCUGAAUGUUCCGCUUUUGUACUAAAGCGUACUACAUCGUUCUGGAGGUGAAACAAACAAAAAGGGCUUUGGAAACCUGGUCGAGGUGAACUAAAACAGUAUUAAGCCAUUAUACGACCCUUUCCGAUACAAAGAAAAAAAUCAUUUUGAUUAUUUACGGUAUUUUUAGCAAAAAAAUUAUAUUUUGAUAUUAAUUGUUUUUCGGGAAUAUAUUCUUCAACAUACAUCAGGCGUGAGUGGCUUUAGAAUGGGGAUAAAACGCACCUCGAUAUUGUUAGAAGUUUUUCCAACACUCUUCAGUAGUCGAUACUUUCUUUUUUUCUUCACCUUAAACUUAACACAACUUACUGCCUUGGGGUGUAGUUUAGAUCUGAGUGAAAUAUUGGUCACCAGUUUAUAAUGGUGACACUUACUGGGCUCUCAAUCCACAUCCAUCGUCAUCGUUUCUCAACUUAGCUAGCGAAUCAGGUUAAAUUACGUAAAACAGAUUCCGCAUACUAUGUAUGUUCCUUCGUAAUAUUUACUUUUUAAAAAACUAUUUCCUACAUCAAAUUGUUUACUCUUGCGGCGAAGGUCGGGCAAAACGAAAACAAGGUUGGUGAUGUAAAAAUUAUAGAAUACCUAUGGAAAGAAUAAAUAUCACAUUUAAAGAGAUA
Messenger RNA from Stylophora pistillata, 1989 nucleotides. RefSeq names its product gamma-butyrobetaine dioxygenase. Gene Ontology annotation, molecular function: oxidoreductase activity. Gene Ontology annotation, cellular component: mitochondrion. The record is from RefSeq and is a predicted model, not a curated record. Gene Ontology annotation, biological process: carnitine biosynthetic process. NCBI's taxonomy places the organism in Eukaryota, Metazoa, Cnidaria, Anthozoa, Scleractinia, Pocilloporidae.